AGGAGCAAAAUAUGUAAUCCCCGAUCGGUUUGGGCCUUUUAGGGCUUGUUCGGAGAAAGGGGUGGUGUUGCAGUGACUGGCUCCUUGUUCUUCCUCCCCUUGUUGGUGGACGACGGGGCCACGAUUUCGACUGUAAUCGGUCCACACCAUUAAAGGCUACCAAUCUUUUUAUUCUUGUUGAUUCCACCGAAAAAUGGAGUUUGGCCAAGGAGUAGAGGAUGGGCCACCUAAAGAAAUUCCAGAAAGUGCACCUCAAAAGGAACAGGAAACUCGUGAGGAAAUGCUUUCAAGGCACAGGAAUGAGAUUGCCCAACUGCAGCACAAGGAAAUUAGUUUGAAAAAGGCAGCUGCGAAAGGCAGCAAGGCUGAACAGAAAGCCAAGAAGAAGCAGGUGGAGGAUGAGAUUUCUCAACUUUCGACUAAACUCAAAGAACAACAGUCACAGGAACUUGCUUCAUUAGGCUACAGUAACAGCAACGGCAAGGAGAAGGGUAAUCUAGACACUUUAGUUAAGGCCAUAGCUGGUGUUUCUGUUACCACACAGGGUGACACUUCCAAGCCAAGCAAAAGUCUGAAGAAGAAAGAGAAAAGAGCACAGCAAGAAGCAGCAAGAGAGCAAAGAAUACAGGAUGAACAGAGCAGCAUUGUAAGUGAUCGCAUGAUUGAAAAUGAGAAGUUGGAGAGAAAACUUGAGCCCCUAGGAUUGAUGGUUAAGGAAAUAAAACCAGAUGGACAUUGUCUUUAUCGUGCUGUUGAGGAUCAACUGGCGUUCUUUUCUGGAGGUUCUUCUCCUUGCAGUAGUUAUCAAGAGCUUCGACAAAUGGUGGCCUCUUAUAUGAGGGAGCAUGCAUCUGAUUUCCUACCUUUUUUCCUAUCAGAUAAUAAUAUAGAAGUGGAUUCCAAUGAUUCUGUUUUAGAGCUAUUUGAGAAGUAUUGUCAAGAAGUGGAGUCAACAGCAGCAUGGGGAGGACAACUUGAACUUGGUGCUUUGACACAUUGCCUAAGAAAACAUAUAUUGGUAUUUUCAGGUUCCUUUCCGGAUGUGGAGAUGGGAAAGGAGUACAAGUCAUCUGAUGGUAGCAGUGGCCUGUCUAAUCCCAGUAUUAUGCUAUCAUAUCACAAGCAUGCAUUUGGGCUUGGUGAGCACUACAACUCUGUCAUCCCUAAUGUUUCGAGGCAGUAGGUCUUGUAAGUUUUAACAUCUUCUAAUAGGAGAUUGCCAACCAUGUUGUGAAUUGAAUAGGCUCAUCUACAAAAGUUGUAAAUGGGCUAUCUCAAGAUAUUUUGGUUUUUUCUUUAAUUACCGGCUUUAUACCAUGUUUAAAAAUUGAAAUCAGAACGCAGGGAUGCAAAGAAUUUAUUUAUAUUUUAA
Macadamia integrifolia is the source of this 1372-nucleotide messenger RNA. RefSeq names its product OVARIAN TUMOR DOMAIN-containing deubiquitinating enzyme 5. The record is from RefSeq and is a predicted model, not a curated record. Gene Ontology annotation, molecular function: cysteine-type deubiquitinase activity. The coding region runs from base 194 to 1183 and encodes 329 amino acids. Lineage: Eukaryota; Viridiplantae; Streptophyta; Magnoliopsida; Proteales; Proteaceae. The transcript has 3 exons. Gene Ontology annotation, biological process: protein deubiquitination.